AUGUCGCAGACUCGCACCGCGCCCUCGCCGACCCAUUCGGACAAGCAGCGGCAGGAUCGUCCUGACUCGGCGCCCCGCCCGCAAGUAAAUCCGAAGCGGACCACCUUCGAGCUCGAGCCGAACCCUUUCGAACAGUCCUUCGCUCCUUCCGUGCGCACCCACCAGCAGCCCUCGCCCACCCGCGACCCCGCGACGCUCUCUGACCGCGACGGCGACCACUCGCGCCCCUCCUCGUCCUCGCAUUCCGGCGACCACAGCAGCUCUCCUCGCAAUGCCAACUCCAAGCCCGUUCUCCCGCCCCUCGCGUCCAUCAGCUCGCCCUCAGACGCAUCCUAUACCUGGGCCUUCUCCUCGUCCUCGCUCUCCAACUCUCUGCGCUCCGGGCCCCUCUCCCCCGCCAUGCUCGCCGGUCCCCGCCCGAACUCGAACAACGACCAACCGCUGCCCGCGUUCGACCCGGUCUCCUUCCGCACAGGUCUCACACCGCGCACGGGGCUCACCCCCGGCACCGGCCUCACUCCUCUCAUCGGCGGGCCCGUCUCCUUCCCCCCGCCCUCACCCAACACCGCCGCGUUCCUCGCCAUGAUGAACAGCAGCUCCGGCACUGCGGCCACCAUCACCCCGAACACACUCUCUGCCAUCACCGGCGUGCUCUCCAGCGCGCAUCACUCGCACCAGGCCCAAAAUCCCUCUCCGCUCUCCAUCUCCCACGCGUUCUCCUCCACCCAGGCCCAGCGCGAGCAAACCGCCAGCUAUGCCGCCAGUGCUGCCAGUGCUGCCAACGCUGCCAGCUCUGCGACCAACGGCCUGUUCCUGCUCUCACAGGCCCACCAGGAGCUCACCAAGCGCGAAGAGGCCCAGCGCGCGGGCCAGGCCGCCAGCGGCAACGCCAACGGCGCUGCGCCCUCUGCCACCGCUGCGGCAUCCGCGAACGGGAACGGGAACCGGGGCACGAAGCGGAAGGCGUACCAGUCAUCCACCGAGCCUUCGUCGGACCUUGGCCCCGCCGCAGGCGUAGGCAAGCGCACGCGCUCCUCCGCCAACGCCCCUGCUGCACCGCCCGCGCCCACUGCACGCACGGCGGCCCGUCGUGGCCGUUCGCAGAGCAUGGACGAGGGCGAGGAGGAAGAGGAAGAGGAGGAAGAGUACAGCACCGAGCGAGCCACUUCCACUGGGUCCAAGAAGGCGUCCGGGCAGAAGAAGCCAGAGACGGAGGAAGAGAAGCGCAAGAACUUCCUCGAGCGCAAUCGACAAGCGGCGCUCAAGUGCCGGCAGCGCAAGAAGGCGGCGCUCGCGCAGAUGCAGGCGAAGCUCGAGUAUCUUGCGAACGAAAACGAGCGACUCUCGGCGGCGCUUGGCGCCUCCCGCGAAGAAAUUUCGCGCCUCUCCGCUCUUGUAGGUGCCUCCGUAGGACCUGGCAACAACCUGGUUUCGGGAGGCGUAGGGGUGCCGAACGUCAACGGGGCGGGGAACCAGAUGGGCGGGCCUCCGAAAGCAUCCGGCGCGCGACUGUACGAUGAAGGGGUUCGUGGUAGACAACGCCCGGCGGAUGCCUCUGAGCUCGAGGAGGUCCCUGUUCAAAAUGACGAUGCCGACCGACAUACCGAUCGAGAAAGUACCGCGGUUCAGCAUCACAAGGUGGACAAGAAUGAUCCUCAAAUUGUAAAGCGCGGAGACUCGGUUCUCGCUGCAUUCGGCAAGGCAGUGCUUCGUCCAGAGGAAUUGAUCAGUGUCGCACUGGGGAUGCUUGGGAGGAGCAAUCAUGCGUCGACCGAAGAUGCUGCGCUCAGAAGGUUGUUACGCGGUUAUGCAUAUGUCUGCGAUGAAAAAUGGGACUCACUCCUCCUCGCUCACUCGUUCACCAUGCCUCCAGGCUAUGCAUCUACCAUUGCUGCGUCAGAUGCGCACGACAACGUGGGCGAUGUCCACCUGAGGUUGGAGUUGCGGCACACAGCAAUAGCCCAGAAGACCAACGAGACUCACGCCAAUUCGUGCAUCUAUCACAUAUUGUCCCAGAUCGAGACCAUCAAAUUCGCCCGAGACUGGCAAGCUCGUUCGUUUCAAGCUGGGGGUAAAGCAUGGGUAUCCAAAUUCUAUGCAUCGGUGUUUCAAGAUGAUCCCAAAUACAAGCCUGGUUUCGAUGGCCUUACAUGGGAGGCACGCGAGACGAGAUUAGAAGCCCUAGGCUCCGAGUUCAAGAAGUGGAAGAGGGAUAAUGAGCAUAUCGUCACCGCACGAAACCGCUUACUCAAACUGUACAACACUUUCGGAGCUGCGGUGCUUGUGGACCCCACGUGGAGUGUCGACGACUUGUCGAAGCGUCGCUCCCGAGACUUCCCAUCAGUCAUGCAGUAUAUAUAUGCGCAUAUACCCAUCACUCCCCGGCUUGACCCCGGUGACGACGAAGAUGGAGAUGGCAAGGAAGGACGUUCGGUGUCGGCCCUCACAGCCUUGCAGACGAACACGAACCGAGCGGUAAUCCGCAUCGUUGGAGCAUUCGGAGGACCCGACGUUGCUCAGCAUGUUUCAAAGUUUCUCGAAGCUCAUCCGCCCACUUUCGAACUUAUGUAG
Messenger RNA from Sparassis crispa, 2571 nucleotides. RefSeq lists its product as hypothetical. Gene Ontology annotation, biological process: regulation of transcription by RNA polymerase II. The record is from RefSeq and is a predicted model, not a curated record. The transcript has 7 exons. Gene Ontology annotation, molecular function: RNA polymerase II cis-regulatory region sequence-specific DNA binding; DNA-binding transcription factor activity, RNA polymerase II-specific. NCBI's taxonomy places the organism in Eukaryota, Fungi, Basidiomycota, Agaricomycetes, Polyporales, Sparassidaceae. Bases 1 to 2571 code for a protein of 856 amino acids.